AUGGAGGAUUUGACUUGUGCUGCACUGAAUCUUGUGUCAAGAAGAGACACUCUUGCCGUUACUGGAAGCUCGCGCCUUCCAUCGAGAAAGAAAACAUGGGAAGGAAACCGCACUUCUUACACAGCUUACCAAGCCAAGUUGGCCGCCUCUACAGCUCUACCCCUUUACGUGGCCAUCGCCGCCAGCUUCUUUACCUCCUCCCUCCACAACACCAACCCCAUCUUCAAUAUCCACCUACCAUUUCUUUCCUCUCACUCAUCUCCCCUCCACCUCCGCCUCUCCCUCUCCUCCCACUCCCCCUCCUCUCUCUCCCUCCGCCACCACCACACUAACUUUUUCCCGCUCUUCGUUCCUUCUGCCUCCUUAUCUGGCGGAGAUGGCGGCUUCAAUAACCGCACCCCUUCCGGGGGCGGUGGUGGCGGCAACGACGAUAACAAUGGUAAUAACAGUGGCAGUGAUGAGGAUGGUGAUAAUGCGGGGAAUAGGAAUAGGAAGGAGGCGAUGAUGGUGUUAACGGAAUCGAAGCGGACCAUGGAGACUUUGCCUAACGACUUGGUAGCUGCGAUCCAAGCCGGCAGAAUUCCUGGUGCUGUGGUUUCCAGGUUUUUAGACUUGGAGAAGUCGGGAAUUUUCCGGUGGUUGCUUCAGUUUGGUGGGUUCAAGGAGAGGCUGUUGGCUGAUGAUCUGUUUUUCGCUAAGGUUGGCAUCGAGUGCGGCGUCGGUAUCUUCUCUAAGACUGCUGCAGAAUAUGAACGUCGCAGAGAGAAUUUUUUCAAGGAGCUGGAAAUUGUUUUUGCAGACGUGGUGAUGGCCAUAAUUGCAGAUUUCAUGCUUGUUUAUCUUCCUGCUCCAACAGUAUCCCUACGACCACCUCUUACAAGCAGCACGGGACCUAUUGCAAAGUUCUUCUACAAUUGCCCUGAUAAUGCAUUUCAGCACCUGAUCAAUUCAAAUUUCUCAAGUUAUAUGCUUAGGGUAACCGUUAGUUCAUCUAUCAUGCAGCGUAAUGGGGCAAAACUUUUUGCUGCUGGCACCACUUCAUCACUGGUUGGCACAGUUCUGACAAAUGCAUUGAUCAACGCACGAAAGGCUGUGGAUAAGUCUUCAGCUGGUGAAGUUGAAAAUGUGCCUAUAUUGUCCACCAGUGUUGCCUAUGGUGUCUAUAUGGCAGUUUCUAGCAACCUCAGGUAUCAAGUGCUGGCAGGUGUUAUCGAACAGCGAAUUUUGGAACCUUUAUUACACCAGCACAAGCUCAUGCUUAGCGCAAUUUGUUUUGCUGUUCGAACGGGCAACACAUACUUGGGUUCAUUGUUGUGGGUGGAUCAUGCUCGGUUGAUAGGAAUUCAAAAAGCUAAGGAGGAGCAGAAAGAAUUGGCUUGAUGUAUGAGUAUUGUUUUGCAUUGUGGCAGUAGCAUGAAGCAGGGUAUGUCAGUUGAAUUUAGUGGGAAUGGGAUUCAGAUUUUGACCUUUGAAAAUUGAAACCUCAGAAGAAUUAGUCAACAAAGCUGACAUUUUGUUGUUUGUUUUUUUUGUAUCAUUCCAAAAUUUGUUUUGUUGGUUUCGACCAGAUUGAGACACAAUCAGCUAUAAAUUUCAACAUUGAACAUGUA
Hevea brasiliensis (rubber tree) is the source of this 1610-nucleotide messenger RNA. Its product is annotated as protein RETICULATA-RELATED 4, chloroplastic. The transcript has 9 exons. The coding region runs from base 1 to 1380 and encodes 459 amino acids. The record is from RefSeq and is a predicted model, not a curated record. Lineage: Eukaryota; Viridiplantae; Streptophyta; Magnoliopsida; Malpighiales; Euphorbiaceae.